AUGUCAACACAAGAACUCCUAGUCGAUGUACGCUCCCCCAGUGAGUUCUCCACCGGCUACCUCACCUCCGACAUCGCACCUACCGUAAACAUCGAGUACCAAAUCAUCGAUCAAUUACCCGAAAUAUACGCUGCAAAAGGCAUAGUCGUGGGGAAGGAUGAUGCAGUCACACUGUAUUGUCGCAGUGGUAGACGCUCAAACAUUGCAUUGGGGAGACUGAAGGAGCUAGGGUUCAAGAGGGUGAGGGAUAUUGGGGGGUUUGAAGAAGCGAGGAAGGUUUUGGAUCGCGAGCAGGUGCAAAGACAGUUAGAUGCUGAAAUGAAGAAGAGCAUGGGACAGACGGCCAAAGAGGCAGGGAAAGAAGACGACCCUAAGAAACAUGUUAGGGUUAAGAGCUUCGGCGCAUUGGUGGAUGGGCUGAAAGCGCUUGAGAACUAA
Alternaria burnsii is the source of this 438-nucleotide messenger RNA. RefSeq lists its product as uncharacterized. Bases 1 to 438 code for a protein of 145 amino acids. The transcript has a single exon. The record is from RefSeq and is a predicted model, not a curated record. Lineage: Eukaryota; Fungi; Ascomycota; Dothideomycetes; Pleosporales; Pleosporaceae.